ACAACAUUGACAGUUCGUUCGGAUUGCAUUUGACAUAUGACCAAAUUGAAAACAAACAUCAUCAGUGCGAGCAAAUAAUCAUCCGAAAUGGGACGAAUUUGGCCGAUUUGCAUAGCAAAUUGAGUAGUAAACCCAUCUAAAGUGAUAAUAGAUUUAUUGUUUUGGUGUAAAAUCGAAGUUUUUGUGUGUGUCAACAACGGCAAAAAGUGCGAUUUGAUGCUUGUUGUUAUCACCGUAAAGACGUCGUCGAGACUGUUUGUGAUCUGAAGUAAAACGUAUGUCGUUCACUUUUGAAUCGUAAUCUCAUCGGAAAAUAGGACUCAAAUUCAUCUCGUCACCAAUAUCCCAACUAGUCAAUUUAAAUUAAUUUAAUUCAAAACAAAAAAAGUAGAUAAAUCAAAGCAAUAAUAGUAAAUUGUCACCAUGACUGGAAUUUGUGCCAUCUACAGCAGUUUUGCUCAAUCACGGCAGCCGAUAUUAUCGUUGACAUCGACAGCGAUUCGCAGCACCACUCAAAUACAUGUGCGUCGAAAUUCGGUUUUAGCUUGCGCACGCGAUACAUCCAUUGUUUCACCGACUCGCAAAGUACGCGCGUUAUCGUCUGUUUUUAACGUAAAACAAUUUGGAGAAUCCAUACAAACGAGAGAAAUGUCCGGUUUAGCAAAAAUUUUGCACACAAAUCUGUGGGAGAGCGAUCCCGAAUUGUCGGAUUUGAUCAAGAAGGAGAAGGGCCGUCAAAGCAAGGGCUUGGAAAUGAUUGCCAGUGAAAACUUCACAUCAUUAUCAGUUUUGCAGUGCUUGAGCUCAUGCUUGCAUAACAAAUACAGUGAAGGUUAUCCAGGAAAAAGAUACUACGGUGGUAACGAAUUCAUCGAUCAAAUCGAGUUGUUGUGCCAAAAGCGUGCCCUUGAAACAUACGGAUUGAGUGCUGACGAAUGGGGAGUGAAUGUGCAACCAUACUCUGGUUCACCAGCCAAUUUUGCCGUUUACACAGCAAUUUGCGAGCCACAUGGUCGUAUCAUGGGUCUUGAUUUGCCCGAUGGUGGUCACUUGACUCACGGUUUCUUCACGGCAAACAAAAAAAUCUCCGCCACCUCAAUCUUCUUCGAGAGUAUGCCAUACAAAGUGGAUCCAGCCACCGGUUUGAUUGAUUACGAGCAAUUGGAGACGACAGCACGUCUGUUCAAACCACGUGUCAUUAUCGCCGGAGUGUCUUGCUACUCGCGAUGCUUAGAUUAUGCACGUUUCCGUGACAUUGCUGAUCAAAACGGCGCCUAUUUGUUUGGAGAUAUGGCUCAUGUGUCUGGUUUAGUUGCGGCCAAGGUCAUUCCAAGCCCCUUCCAAUACUGUGACAUCGUCAGUACAACAACACACAAAACACUACGCGGUCCACGUGCUGGUGUGAUUUUCUAUCGCAAGGGAGUCCGUUCGGUCAAACCAAACGGAGAAAAAGUAUUGUACGAGUUGGAGUCGAAAAUCAACGAUGCCGUCUUCCCAGGUUUGCAAGGCGGUCCACAUAAUAACGCAAUCGCUGGUAUUGCAACUGCAUUGAAACAAGCCCAAUCACCUGAAUUCCAACAAUACCAACAACAAGUCGUUCGUAAUGCUCAACGCCUGUGCGAUGGUCUUAUCAGCCGUGGCUACAACAUCACCACCGGUGGCACUGAUAUUCACUUGGUUUUGGUUGAUUUGCGCAACGUGCAAAUUACCGGAGCUCGUGCCGAAUAUAUUUUGGAAGAAAUUUCCAUUGCCUGCAACAAAAACACAGUGCCAGGUGACAAAUCAGCAUUGAAUCCAUCCGGUAUUCGUUUGGGAACACCCGCUUUGACAACACGAGGUUUGGUCGAAAGCGACAUUGACUUGGUCGUCGAUUUGAUCGAUCGUGGUUUGAAAUUGUCGAAAGAGAUUAGCGCCGUUUCUGGAGCUAAAUUGGUUGAUUUCAAAGCCGCCUGCCAUUCGGAACAAUUCGCCAGCAAAAUUGCCGCUUUGCGUCAAGAAGUCGAAGGAUUCGGAGCGAAAUUCCCACUUCCAGGAACCGCUGACCUUUAAGAGUUUUCAUCAAAUUUUUUUUAUUGAUAUCAUUCCUUUGGAAUUAAAGCAAAAUUCAAAAAACAAUUCAAAAUUGUUGCGAUGCAUCAAAAAUAUAUUUAAAGAUUUCAUAACAAAUCACGCAGGUUUUUUUUUGUCUUGACAGAAAAAAAUGCCCUAUCAGUUGUGAUUCUAUUUUUCAUACAGUAAAAA
Molecule: messenger RNA, 2241 nt
Organism: Sitodiplosis mosellana (orange wheat blossom midge)
Lineage: Eukaryota; Metazoa; Arthropoda; Insecta; Diptera; Cecidomyiidae
Gene: Shmt
Product: serine hydroxymethyltransferase
Exons: 3
Coding region: 424-2049 (541 amino acids)
Biological process (GO): folic acid metabolic process; protein homotetramerization; purine nucleobase biosynthetic process
Cellular component (GO): nucleus; cytoplasm; cytosol
Molecular function (GO): glycine hydroxymethyltransferase activity; mRNA 5'-UTR binding; zinc ion binding
Source: RefSeq, a predicted model, not a curated record